Messenger RNA from Fusarium coffeatum, 987 nucleotides. RefSeq lists its product as uncharacterized. The transcript has 2 exons. NCBI's taxonomy places the organism in Eukaryota, Fungi, Ascomycota, Sordariomycetes, Hypocreales, Nectriaceae. The record is from RefSeq and is a predicted model, not a curated record. The coding region runs from base 1 to 987 and encodes 328 amino acids.
AUGUCAGGUCAAUUCCGUCGGCAUCUUUCGAACAAUCCUUACGCUGAGGCAUUGAUGACUCCGAUGCGGUGGUGUAAGAAUACGAAUGCAAUUCUUCCCAAAUACUUUUUACAGGACUUCGAUCUGGUCAAACAUCCGAAUCCUAACCAGAAGGAAGCGUGGUACGCUCCAGGUCCUCUAUCAUUUGUCAAUGUUAUGCCAUGGAACAUCGCAAGGACAGUAGAGCAAGACGAAACCAUCACAUAUACGCAAAAGGACGAGACGCCUGAUAUGACUUCGCAAACGAAGGGAGGCUUGAUAGAAGACAAAGUAACCGCAGACGUCAAAAAUGCACGCCCAGAAGAAUUGGAAGAAGACGGCGAAUCUAUAGAAAACUGGAGAGAAGACUCGCACCGAGGCGGACGUUACGUCACCUACGCUCUCUCACGCAAAAGUCUAAUCGAACAAAUCGGAAAGAGCAAAUCCCUUCAAAUUAAAAUGAGAGCUCAACGUAACGGUAUGGCAACAAGAGGACUGCCUGAAGAACGAAUUUUUCGGCCUGAUAUGGACGAAGUGCUGCUUAAGAUGAUGCAGCGCCAAGCUGCCGACGCGCUCAUAGCAAGAAGCUCUAGCAACCGCGGCACAAAAAAGGAUCCACACAGGUUCAUCAUGCCGGUAGACAGCUGGGAAGAAGCCCAGAAGCAUGUUUCCGGAGGGGCUAUACUCUAUAUACCCACAGAGCCAUCAGAUGAUAUGAACAAUUAUGCGACUCUAGACGUGGAAGGCGCCAACUACGGCGCAAAGGUUGCAGUGCACGACUUGAACUUCCUACUGGGAGACGAGGUUGAGCGACUGAAACAAGAAGCAGAGGAUUUCGUUGGUCAGGAACUGCUGGUUUUGAAGAACUAUAGAAGUGAAAGCAUGCGAAGCUUGUUUUUGCUACUAUGGAGGUUGCAAGGAUAUUUGGCAGAGCCCCAAAUAGAGCUUAUCGAGCCCAGGCAAUAUUAA